AUGUCAAACAAUAAAAUUCCAACCUCAAAAUACGAUCUCUCCACUUACUGGGGACGUGUACGCCAUGCGAUGGACAUUACUGAUCCAAGAACCUUAUUAUCUACAAAAAAGGAUAUUGACAGUGCUGUCAAGACUUUACGCGAGUUUGAGGAUGGCAAUAGUACUUUGAGUGAAAAAGUUUGGAAUGCUAAAAAGGUUGUUGAUUCCACUUUGCAUCCUGAUACAAAGGAACCCGUGUUUCUUCCUUUCCGUAUGUCCUGUUAUGCCUUGACCAACUUGGUUGUCACAGCUGGAAUGCUUCAACCCAACCUAGGUACAGCUGGAACCGUUUUUUGGCAGUGGACAAACCAGUCGGUUAAUGUAGCAUUCAAUUCCGCGAAUGCCAACAAGUCUACUCAAUUGACAUUACCCCAGAUGGCAAAAUCUUACAUGUAUGCUGUCACUGCCAGUUGUGGUGUUGCAAUUGGUCUCAACAAGGUUGUUCCUCGUAUGAAGUUUUUGUCCACUUCAUCAAAAGCAAUUCUAGGACGUUUAACCCCAUUUGCUGCAGUUGCUUUUGCUGGUGUUUUGAAUGUGUUUUUGAUGCGCGGUGAAGAAUUGCGUCAAGGUAUUGAUGUUUUCGAUAAAGAAGGAAACUCUUUGGGUAAGAGCAAUCAAGCUGCCUUGUAUGCAGUUGGCGAAACAGCUCUUUCUCGUAUCAUCAAUGCUUCGCCUAUAAUGGUCAUCCCUCCUCUUGUUUUGAUGAGACUUCAAAAAACAAACUGGCUUCGCAAGAGCCCCAAGUUGACGAUUCCCGUGAAUUUGGGCUUGGUUGGUAUCACUUCCUUGAUUGCAGUACCUUUGGCUGUUGGUGUUUUCCCAGGUAGAGAAACCAUUUCUCCCAUGAAACUGGAAUCCAAGUUUCACAACUUGAAGGAUAAAAACGGGAAUGAUAUAGAGAAGGUGGAAUUCAAUCGUGGACUGUAA
This is a messenger RNA of Schizosaccharomyces osmophilus, 966 nucleotides long. It is a transcript of the gene fsf1, whose product is annotated as mitochondrial carrier, serine Fsf1. Gene Ontology annotation, molecular function: monoatomic ion transmembrane transporter activity. The coding region runs from base 1 to 966 and encodes 321 amino acids. Gene Ontology annotation, biological process: mitochondrial transmembrane transport; monoatomic ion transport. Lineage: Eukaryota; Fungi; Ascomycota; Schizosaccharomycetes; Schizosaccharomycetales; Schizosaccharomycetaceae. Gene Ontology annotation, cellular component: mitochondrial inner membrane. The transcript has 6 exons. The record is from RefSeq and is a predicted model, not a curated record.